This is a messenger RNA of Polypterus senegalus (gray bichir), 3464 nucleotides long. Its product is annotated as neuroblast differentiation-associated protein AHNAK-like. The transcript has 2 exons. Lineage: Eukaryota; Metazoa; Chordata; Cladistia; Polypteriformes; Polypteridae. The coding region runs from base 348 to 3464 and encodes 1038 amino acids. Gene Ontology annotation, cellular component: nucleus; cytoplasm. Gene Ontology annotation, biological process: regulation of RNA splicing. The record is from RefSeq and is a predicted model, not a curated record.
GAUGGAAAAGAAAUAAAAUUCAAAAUGCCCAAUGUGAAAUGGCAAACAUUUGGAGUGUCAGUCUCGGAGGAAAAAGUUCCUAAACAAGAAAUGCAUGUGGGAGUGAUCAAACCUGAGGUUUCAAUACCAGCCGUAGCUGUUGAUGUUGAAGGUCCUCAAGUGACAACUGUUACAACUGGUCUGGAUGUCAGUGGCGCAAGACCUGACAUCGAUCUCGCCACACAAAAUAUUUCUGUGACAGCUCCACAAAUAGAUGUCCAACUACCAUCAAAACAACACACCUCCAAACCAGACAAGUACAAUUAAAGGAACCCGUACAGCCAGAGCUUGGGGAGUACAUUCCAGGUAUGAAAAGUUUUGAUGUUACAGUUCAUGGUGUUGAAACAGACAUUCAUUUGCCGAAAAUUGAGAAAACAAAAAAAGAAACAAGAGAAGAAAUUGAAGCAUCAUCAAAGGAAGACACUGAAAAAGAGAAGAAGAAAGGAAAAUUCAAAAUGCCUCAUUUUAAAAUGCCUUCAUUUGGAUCUUCAGCAUCACCAGAAAAACUUCCAAAAGAUGCAGUUGAUGCUGGCUCAGUAAAAGUAGACAUUAAACUCCCAAAAGCGGAUUUGGAAAUUAAAGGUCCCAAAGUCCAAGUGAGUGAAGUUCAAGAGGCUUCAAUGCUGUCAAAACCUGAACAGGUACUCACUGUAACUAUGCCGUCUGUUGAAGUUGAAGAGAGAGAUGUUGAUAUUAAAUUACCAGGAGAAACGUUAGAAGAAAAGGGUAAAGAAAGCAAAUUCAAAUUGCCAAAAAUCCCUGACUUUGAUAUUGCAUUCCCUAAAAUAAAGAGCUCAGACGCGAAAUCGGCUGUGCAAGAGUCAGAUACUGAGGCAAAACUUCCUGAGGCAGAAAUCGAAGUCAAAGGUCUAGAUGGAGAGUCUGUGAUUCUUUCUUCAGAAGAUGCAGAAUUGAAAAUGGAAAAGGGAAAAUUCAAGAUGCCAGAACUUCAUAUGCCAAAAUUUGGCAUUUCUUUCUCUAAAGGUUCAAGCAAACAGGGUAAAGAGGAUGAGUCUAUAUCCAAACUAGAUAUCACAUCUCCAAAAGUAGAACUUGACGUGAAGAAGCCGCAUAUCUCAACAGAAGGUAAAGCUGAAGUGAAGGUGACUGCCCCCGAAGUUUCAAUAUUGAGAACAAAGCCUUCUGUUGAACUGGCAACAGGGGAGCUCAGCAUUAAAGUACCAAGAGCUAAUGAUGACAUUAAAGUUGACAGAGAACAAGUCCUAGAGGCGGAGAUGCCAGAUGUGGACGUUUCAGUAUCUACCACUAAGAAAAAACAAAUUGCGAUAACGUUGAAAGAAACGGAUAUCACCUUAACAAAACCUAAAGUAAAACCUGCAGCAAUACAAGAGGAUACUGAACAAGAAACCGUGGAAGAUAAGGAAAAAGAUGGAAAACAAAUAAAAUUCAAGAUGCCCCAGGUGAAAAUGCCAAUGUUUGGAGUGUCAGUCUCGGCAGAGAAAGUGCCUAAAGAAGAAAUACAUGUGGGAGAGAUCAAACCUGAAGUUUCAUUACCAGGAGUAGCUGUUGAUUUUAAAGGUCCUCAAGUGACAACUGUUACAACUGGUCUUGAUGUCAGUGGAGGAAGACCUGAAAUCGAUCUCGCCUCACAAAAUAUUUCUGUGACAGCUCCACAAAUAGAUGUCCAACUACCAUCAAUAACAACACGCCUCCAAAGCAAAGAAGUACAACUAAAGGAACCCGAACAGCCAGAGCUUGUGGAGUCCGUUCCAGGUAUAAAAACUUUUGAUGUUACCGUUCCUGGUGUGGAAACAGACAUUCAUUUGCCAAAAAUCGAGAAAACAAAGAGAGAAACCGGAGAAGAAAUUGAAGCAUCGUCAAAGGAAGAUACUGAAAAGGACAAGAAGAAAGGAAAAUUCAAAAUGCCUCAUUUUAAAAUGCCUUCAUUUGGAUCUUCAGCAUCACCAGAAAAACUUCCAAAAGAUGCAGUUGAUGCUGGCUCAGCAAAAGUAGACAUUAAACUCCCAAAAGCGGAUUUGGAAAUUAAAGGUCCCAAAGUCCAAGUGAGUGAAGUUCAAGAGGCUUCAAUGCUGUCAAAACCUGAACAGGUACUCACUGUAACUAUGCCGUCUGUUGAAGUUGAAGAGAGAGAUGUUGAUAUUAAAUUACCAGGAGAAACGUUAGAAGAAAAGGGUAAAGAAAGCAAAUUCAAAUUGCCAAAAAUCCCUGACUUUGAUAUUGCAUUCCCUAAAAUAAAGAGCUCAGACGCGAAAUCGGCUGUGCAAGAGUCAGAUACUGAGGCAAAACUUCCUGAGGCAGAAAUCGAAGUCAAAGGUCUAGAUGGAGAGUCUGUGAUUCUUUCUUCAGAAGAUGCAGAAUUGAAAAUGGAAAAGGGAAAAUUCAAGAUGCCAGAACUUCAUAUGCCAAAAUUUGGCAUUUCUUUCUCUAAAGGUUCAAGCAAACAGGGUAAAGAGGAUGAGUCUAUAUCCAAACUAGAUAUCACAUCUCCAAAAGUAGAACUUGACGUGAAGAAGCCGCAUAUCUCAACAGAAGGUAAAGCUGAAGUGAAGGUGACUGCCCCCGAAGUUUCAAUAUUGAGAACAAAGCCUUCUGUUGAACUGGCAACAGGGGAGCUCAGCAUUAAAGUACCAAGAGCUAAUGAUGACAUUAAAGUUGACAGAGAACAAGUCCUAGAGGCGGAGAUGCCAGAUGUGGACGUUUCAGUAUCUACCACUAAGAAAAAACAAAUUGCGAUAACGUUGAAAGAAACGGAUAUCACCUUAACAAAACCUAAAGUAAAACCUGCAGCAAUACAAGGGAUACUGAACAAGAAACCGUGGAAGAUAAGGAAAAGAUGGAAAACAAAUAAAAUUCAAGAUGCCCCAGGUCCUCAAGUGACAACUGUUACAACUGGUCUUGAUGUCAGUGGAGGAAGACCUGAAAUCGAUCUCGCCUCACAAAAUAUUUCUGUGACAGCUCCACAAAUAGAUGUCCAACUACCAUCAAUAACAACACGCCUCCAAAGCAAAGAAGUACAACUAAAGGAACCCGAACAGCCAGAGCUUGUGGAGUCCGUUCCAGGUAUAAAAACUUUUGAUGUUACCGUUCCUGGUGUGGAAACAGACAUUCAUUUGCCAAAAAUCGAGAAAACAAAGAGAGAAACCGGAGAAGAAAUUGAAGCAUCGUCAAAGGAAGAUACUGAAAAGGACAAGAAGAAAGGAAAAUUCAAAAUGCCUCAUUUUAAAAUGCCUUCAUUUGGAUCUUCAGCAUCACCAGAAAAACUUCCAAAAGAUGCAGUUGAUGCUGGCUCAGCAAAAGUAGACAUUAAACUCCCAAAAGCGGAUUUGGAAAUUAAAGGUCCCAAAGUCCAAGUGAGUGAAGUUCAAGAGGCUUCAAUGCUGUCAAAACCUGAACAGGUACUCACUGUAACUAUGCCGUCUGUUGAAGUUGAAGAGAGAUGUUGA